GACAAAACGAAGACUUUGUAAGAGUGAAAUAGGAGAAAAGAAAGAAACCUGUACAUAUUAGCUGGUGCGGUAUCAGUCCAGAGUUUUCGUAUACACAGAGACGGACAGAGAGCAGGAGAAUGUCGUCGAAUCAGCCUCAGGAGCAUUACUACAGAGCUGGCCAAGCCGAAGGCCGCGCUGAGGAGAAGACUGGGAGGGUGGCGGACACGGUGAAGGAGAAGGCUCGGUCAGCAAAGGAGACGGCCGAGCAGAAGGCUCAGGAGGCGAAAGAGAGGGCUGCCCAGACAGCGCAGGAGGCCAGAGAGAAGGCUGCACAGGCGGCGGAGGCGACCAAGGAGAAGACGUACGAAGGGAAGGAGAAGACGAAAGGGGUGCUGGCGCAGACGGGGGACAAGGUGAAGCACAUGGCCGAGAGCGCAGCGGACACCGUGAAGCAGACGCUCGGGAUGGGCGGGCAGCAGCACGAGCAGAGCAGCACCACCGGCGGGACCGGGGAGGAUCGGGUGAUUCAUGAGAGGCAGGAGCAUGGGACGGGCGGUGUUCUGGGUGGCACCGGCGGGCAGCGUACUACUACCACCACGCGCAAGGAGUCCAAUUACUAGAGGAAGUAACUGGGAGAACGAAAAAUAUGCGUAAGAGUCAGGGAGUGGGGGCGUGUGUGUCAAACUGUGUUUGGGUGUGUUUGGGGCAGGGGAGGUUGUUCCAGUUGUCGGCGUGUUGUGAUCCUUCGUCUGAAGGAACGGCACCGUGCCGUUGUUAUGGGCCAGCGGUACUUGCCGCCCUAGCUAGUUGCCUGAAAAUGUUGUUUGUAAAAUAAAACACCUGUGUAUUUCGCUUGGUACUAUACAACGUGAAAAUCGUCUUAUCAAAAUUUCAGCUGGUAUAUUAGUAUGAAAUCGUUGCAUUGUAAUUUGAAGUACCACAUUCAGAAAGUAUUUUGUAUCCGGUCAGGAUUGAAUUUUAUGUAUUAUUUUCGAAGCUGUCGGGGUUGAAUUUUCGAUCCCAUAGGUUAAUGGCCGCUAAAGUAACUGAAUAACCGAUAAAUAUGGAUAAAUUAC
Messenger RNA from Linum trigynum, 1058 nucleotides. The record is from the annotation of a GenBank genome assembly. Lineage: Eukaryota; Viridiplantae; Streptophyta; Magnoliopsida; Malpighiales; Linaceae.